UGGCUGAAACUUACUUCUGAUGAUGUAAAGGAACAGAUCUACAAGCUGGCUAAAAAAGGCCUGACUCCCUCACAAAUUGGUGUGAUCCUGAGGGAUUCCCAUGGUGUUGCCCAGGUUCGCUUUGUUACUGGCAACAAAAUUUUGAGAAUCCUUAAAUCGAAGGGACUGGCCCCAGACCUUCCAGAGGAUCUUUAUCACUUGAUUAAGAAAGCUGUUGCUGUUCGCAAACAUCUUGAGAGAAACAGAAAGGAUAAAGAUGCCAAGUUCCGCCUGAUUCUGAUUGAAAGCAGAAUCCAUAGGUUGGCUCGCUACUACAAAACUAAGAGAGUGCUGCCGCCCAAUUGGAAGUAUGAAUCAUCGACAGCUUCUGCCCUGGUCGCAUAAGAGCUGGCUAUGACUUGCUGAAAGAAUAAAUUUUCAUUAACU
Molecule: messenger RNA, 426 nt
Organism: Pelecanus crispus (Dalmatian pelican)
Lineage: Eukaryota; Metazoa; Chordata; Aves; Pelecaniformes; Pelecanidae
Source: RefSeq, a predicted model, not a curated record